UCUCGGAGCGAGGUCGAAGGGUCGCUCCAGCUGGGAGCGACGUUAUGGGAGCGACACCCUCACGUCGCUCGCGUUUUCGACGGAACGGACACUCAAAGACUGACGCGGAGCGAGGUUUCACAGCGACACCUCGAGGUCGCUCCAGCUCAGAGCGAGCUUUCUGGAGCGACACUCCGAGGUCGCUCGCGUUUUCAUCAACUCGCGACGCGAGGAAACGCCUCGAGAGCGACCUCUCCCAGCGAGACCCUCACGUCGCUCCCGCACCGGUUCAGGUGAAAAUGGUUAAGAAGACAAAGGGCAGGUUGGAAGCUGAGAGGCAAGAAGCCGAAAGUCAAGAGUUUGCACAAAGAGGAAAAGCUUUAACCAGCGAGCCAACUGGCUCAGGAACGCAGCGGACUGUGCGACAACAGACGUUGGCUGCAAGGAAAUCGAAAGAACACGAGAAGAGGGCAGGGAAAAGUGUAGCGGUUCCCACCCAUGAGGAAGGUGAAACUGAGAGUGAUGAUGAGCCAGCACCUACGAAGAAAGCCAAGAUGUCAAAGGGCAAAGGGGUUGCUGUUGAUCGAGAUAGGGCGAAAACUCCAUCUGUAGAGGAGCUGUACGAUCAUUUGAAGGAUGGAGUCACCUGGGUUCCAACAAGGUUCGCCGACCUCAACCUACUGAAGGAGUUGGGUCUAGACUCUGAUAUUGAGGCAAUGCUGGGGCAUUUGAAGAUGCCGAAACUCCUCACCAUGGCUUAUCCUUUCUACAAGGAUGUCACUUGUCAGUUCCUCUCCUCUCUUGUGGUCACUUACCACGACACGGCGCAUGUGAGGCAAGGAUGGGGAAAAAUCAGCUUCAAGGUCAAUGGAAGAGAGUACAACAUGAACUUCAAAGACAUUGGGAGAGUGAUGGGGUUCCAAGACCUAGAAGACCACUCCCUUCCCAAAUGUGAAAACCUUCCCACAGAGCUUUGGAAGUUGAUCACUGGAAACAGACACUCCACCGGGGCUGACAAGAACUCACACAUCCGACACCCGUCUGUACGCUACCUCCACACAUUGCUAGUCCAUGCUUUCUACCCACGGAAGCAAGCUGGUAAUGUUACUGAGGAAGACAUGCGACUGCUCUGCCCUGCUAUCCGUCCCUACACUCAACCCGCAGUGUUACCCCUUCCCAGCACUGAUAUCUAUGCUACAUUUGGGGUGGUCAGUUUCUUCGUGGGCCGUCUCGAACACUACAGAGACUGGGCGUGGUACACCACUGAUUCGCGCCCAAAGAUAGGGAUAGGCGGAAUGAUCACACCACUGCUCCAAUUUCUGAAUGUUCCCUUGGGAAAGGACGCAUCGGGGCCUAGGUUCAUUGAUGGCACCUACUUGAGGAUUGCCACCUAUUUCAGUGGGAUGUACGGGAAAGACUACGUCUACCACUACUACUUGUACGGCAAGCCAGUCGAGGUGGUUCUUCCAAACCGGAACCUGACGAGUUUAGAGAUACCUGGAGCUAUCAGCUUCAACAUUCCCCAGGAAUACUUUCUUGGAGAACACGGGCCUCUCGAUCCAAUUCAAGCAGCUCCAUCAAGGAGAAGGAGUGUCCCCGUGCAACCUGAACCACCUGUAGCAGACACCCCUGAGCAUAUUUAUGGACCUCCGCGCUACUACUUCAAGCCCCAUGACGGAGUCCUUCCUCCUGGAGCUCUCCGUGAUGCUCAUGACCACAUUGGUCGCCUCCAGCGAUGGAACAAAGCUCAGGACAGAACGAUAGAAAAGCUCAAGGAUAAGUGCAAGGCACUCAGCAAGACCGUGAAGAAGCAGGCAAAGACUUCAGCAAAGUUCAUGAAGAAAGUAGCUGAUGUUUUAACUAGGGGAGGAAUAGCUGGAUGUAGCUCAGCUGAUUUCGCUUUCGCGAACACCUCAAACCCCCAACCUCCACCCCCGCCUGAUGCUCUUGGUUUCCCCCUCACUGCUGCGCAGCUUCAGCGUAAGUGGAGAAACCCACCCACUCAACCUUCCACUUCCGGCAACAAAUCCCCAUCCCUUGCUUCUUCAGAUAGUGAGGACGAGAUUGACGAGGUUGAGAGCCAGCCAUGGUAUGGAGGCUCCGGUACAGCAUCCGGUGGGUACUACACCACCUUCCCUCCUGACGACGACGAUGCUGGGGCAUCUGCCCCUACCUACUAUCCAUAGGAGGUACUUCUCUCACUCCCUUGUAUAUAUCAUUUCAUUCCUGCAUAUUAGUUUUCUUCUCGGUAUCUCCUUCUUUCUUUGACAACACAGAGACUGUGUAACUCAAGUUUGGGGGAGGUACCAAGCAUUUGAUCAUGUUUGCUUUGAUUGUGUUUCAUUUGAGUCAUGCAUUGCACGCCUAUUUGCAUAAAAAAAAA
This is a messenger RNA of Brassica rapa (field mustard), 2362 nucleotides long. RefSeq lists its product as uncharacterized. Lineage: Eukaryota; Viridiplantae; Streptophyta; Magnoliopsida; Brassicales; Brassicaceae. The record is from RefSeq and is a predicted model, not a curated record.